AUGGAGACCCUGAAAAAUCUUUGGACAUCCAUUGGUACUGGUUACGACUUGUCAAACUCGAUCUUCUCACCGGACGGUAGAAAUUUCCAGGUGGAGUACGCCUCGAAGGCUGUUGAGAAUGCCGGAACGUCGGUGGGGAUCCGUUGCAAGGACGGUAUUGUGCUGGCCACCGAAAAGAUCAUUACGUCAAAAUUGUUGGCUCCAGGCAAGAACAAGCGUAUCCAAACUAUAGAUAGACAUGUGGGCGUUGUUUAUUCGGGAUUAAUACCUGACGGUAGACACUUUGUGAACCGUGGUCGCGAUGAAGCCAAAUCAUUCAAAUCGUUGUACAAAGAGCCAAUUGGUGUUCCAGGACUGAUAGAUCGUCUUGGAUACUACGUCCAGGCUUACACCUGCUACAAUUCUGUCAGACCGUUUGGUAUCAAUGCCAUCAUCGGUGGAGUUGAUGACGAUGGCGCACAUCUGUACAUGGUGGAACCAAGUGGAACAUACUGGGGAUACUACGGUACAGCCACAGGAAAGGGCAGACAGACUGCCAAGAGCGAGUUGGAAAAGCUAGAUUUGCCUAAUAUUACAGCUAAGGACGCCGUCAAGGAGGCCGCAAGAAUCAUAUACUUGGCACACGAAGACAACAAAGACAAGGACUUUGAGCUGGAGGUGACAUGGGUUAGCAAAAGUGAAACUGGCGGCGUUCACGAGUUUGUGCCGCACGAUCUAUUACAAGAGGCCAUCAAGUACGCCGAGGAAGAAGGCGAAGAGGGAGAAAGUUCCGACGACGAAAUGCAGGAUUAA
Ogataea philodendri is the source of this 792-nucleotide messenger RNA. RefSeq lists its product as uncharacterized. The transcript has 2 exons. The record is from RefSeq and is a predicted model, not a curated record. Bases 1 to 792 code for a protein of 263 amino acids. NCBI's taxonomy places the organism in Eukaryota, Fungi, Ascomycota, Pichiomycetes, Pichiales, Pichiaceae. Gene Ontology annotation, cellular component: proteasome core complex; proteasome core complex, alpha-subunit complex; nucleus. Gene Ontology annotation, biological process: ubiquitin-dependent protein catabolic process.